AUGCCGGCGCCCUGCCGCGCGCUCCUGGGUGGCCGUGCCGCCACCGCCGCGGCCACGCCGAGCCCUGCGCCCCAGACCGCCCGCCUUUCCAACGGCCUGCUUGUGCGCUGCGUGAGCAAGCGGGACGUGGCCUUCCUGGAUCAAGAGAUCUACCAGCGGCACGGUUCGGGCGGCUGUGUGUACCUGCGGCACGGCAUCCAGCUGCCGCCCGGUGGCGUGGUGCUCGACGUCGGCGCCAACAUCGGCCUCUUCAGCCUGCGGGCUGCGCAGGAGCUGGGGCCUGGGGGCCUGGUCAUCUCCUGUGAGCCCAUGCCUGCCACCUUUGACUGCCUGGCACACAACGUGGCCGCCCACCGGAGCUGGUGGCGGCGGCAGCGGCAAGGCCCGGCCGCGCGCGGCGACGCGGGGGCCGCCCCCAUCCUUGCGCUCAACGUGGGUGUGGGCAGCGGGCAGCAGCCCAGCGCCACCUUCACCUUCUACCCGCGCGCCGCGGGCUGGAGCAGCAUGCGGCCGGCGGAGGGGGAUGUGGAAGCCGACAUGGGAGCCUUUCUGGACCAGGCACUGAGCUCCCGCGGCGCCUCCACGGCGGCAGGCCUGGACCCAACCACCGCCGCCCUGGGCCGCUGGCUGCGCUCCGCGGCGCCGCGCUGGGCGUACGCCGCCGCCUGGCGCCUCGCCGUGGCACGUAUGCUGAGCGGCGCGCAGCGGCUGGCGUGCCCGCUGGUCAGCGUGUCGCAGCUCAUCCGGCAGCACCGGCUGGCCGCCGUGGACCUGCUCAAGGUGGAUGUGGAGCGGGCAGAGCUGGAGGUGCUGCGGGGCGUGGAAGGCUGCCACUGGCCGCUGGUGCGGCAGGCGGCGCUGGAGGUGCAUGCUGCGGAUCUGGAGGAGGUGGUGGCCCUCCUGCGCCGCCAGGCCCGCUUCAGCAGCGUGGUGGUGGAGCAGGAGGCGGCACUGGCGGGCACCUCGCUGCACGCCGUCUACUGCCGGCGGUGA
Molecule: messenger RNA, 993 nt
Organism: Chlorella variabilis
Lineage: Eukaryota; Viridiplantae; Chlorophyta; Trebouxiophyceae; Chlorellales; Chlorellaceae
Exons: 3
Coding region: 1-993 (330 amino acids)
Source: RefSeq, a predicted model, not a curated record